Molecule: messenger RNA, 2440 nt
Organism: Ilex paraguariensis (yerba mate)
Lineage: Eukaryota; Viridiplantae; Streptophyta; Magnoliopsida; Aquifoliales; Aquifoliaceae
Source: the annotation of a GenBank genome assembly
CACUCAGAUUGUAAUUUCUCAACUCCGAACUUUCCAAAUUCCAAUCACACCAGGCCGGCGCCAAAAGCAUCUCUAGCUCUCUCUCUCUCUGCGUGUGAUGAUACAUACGCUCCCACUUGAGAUGGUGAAGGGUUCAACUCUCUUCUCCGGUCGCCUUCCGAUCUAAUCGAUUUCUCAGCCAUUCUAUCUGUCUGCCUAAGAGCAGUGAGAAGCGAUCGGAACAUGAGCGGAUCAAGAUUGUGUGCAUUGUUAGGGGAAUUAGGUUUCCAAGGGCACGAAACAUUGGACCCUGAUAGCUUCGAAUGGCCUUUCCAAUACGACGACGCACGACCCAUUCUCGAGUGGCUCUGCUCCAGUCUCCGCCCCUCCAACGUUCUUUCUCCAUCUGAGGUUUCUCAGUAUGAGCAAUAUUUACAAGAAGGGAAGCUGUUGGAGGGGGAAGACUUGGACUUUGCUUAUGAUAGUAUUUCAGCCUUUUCAACUAGGAGAGACAACCAAGAGGCAGUUUUUGGAGCUGAAGAAGGAUUGAAAGAUAUACGGGAUGCUACUUUUGCAUUAAAAACUGAAGCUGUAGAGUUGCAAAGACAGCUUAGUCAUCUACAGUGUCAAUAUGAUCUGCUCACGGGACAGUCUUCAGCAUUGAUUCAGGGAAGAAGAGCACGAGUUGCAGCGACAUCCACUGUCAAUGGACAACUCACUGCAAUAGAGGAUAGCCUAUCAGCAAGGAAUUUAGAGAUGAAUGCAGUUCUUGGAAGGAUGGCAUCUACAGCUCAGGAGUUGGCUCAUUAUCAUUCAGGGGACGAGGAUGGCAUCUACUUGGCUUACUCCGACUCCCAUCCAUACUUGCUUGUGGAUGCAUCUUGUACAAAGGAGUUAAAUCAGUGGUUUUCUAAGCAACUUGACACGGGUCCUUAUAGAUUAGUAGCAGAGGAGGGCAAAUCUAAGUGUUUGUGGGUGAGUCUCGAUGACAUCUCGAAUGCCUUAGUAAGAGAUUUGGAAAAAUCACAUCGUCAGCGUGUAUCUGAAUUGCAACGACUUCGCUCCAUAUUUGGAACAAGUGAGAGACAAUGGGUAGAAGCUCAAGUUGACAAUGCUAAGCAGCAGGCUAUUCUCAUGGCACUUAAAGCUCAAGUAACAUCAGAUGAAGCUCACAUUCAUCUUGAUCUUCAUUCUCUUAGGAGAAAGCAUGCUGAAUUGGUGGGAGAACUUUCCAAUCUGUACCACAGAGAAGAGAAGUAUUUAUCUGAGACAAUUCCUGAUCUUUGUUGGCAGCUGGCUCAGCUACAAGACACUUACAUCCUGCAAGGUGACUAUGAUUUAAAGGUCAUGCGGCAAGAAUACUAUAUUAAUCGGCAGAAAGAGUUUAUCAAUCAUCUUAUUAAUCAGCUCUCAAGGCAUCAGUUUCUUAAAAUAGCAUGUCAGUUGGAAAAGAAAACCAUGCUUGGAGCAUAUUCACUGCUUAAAGUUAUUGAGUCAGAGCUGCAAGGAUACACGUCGGCAACCAAAGGGCGAGUGGGAUGCUGCAUAGCAUUGAUUCAAGCUGCAUCUGAUGUACAAGAACAAGGAGCAGUGGAUGAUCGAGAUACUUUCUUGCAUGGUGUUAGAGACCUUUUAAGUAUCCAUUCAAAUGCGCAAGCUGGUUUAUCAACAUAUGUAUCGGCUCCGGGCAUUGUACAGCAGAUAUCCGGACUUCAUUCAGACCUGAUGACCCUGCAGUCUGAUUUAGAACACGCCCUUCCAGAGGACAGAAAUAGAUGUAUUAACGAUCUGUGCACUCUUGUUCAAAGCUUGCAGCAACUAUUAUUUGCAUCAUCGACAACUGCUCAGCCGAUACUGACUCCUCGGACAUUAAUGAAGGAGCUUGAUGAAAUGGAAAAGAUUAAUGCAAAACUCUCUGUUGCAGUUGAAGAAGUGACACUCGAGCAUUGUGAAAAGAAUGAGAUUGUGAAACAUCAUUCACAAGAGAUGGCGCUUCAGAGGCGGGUUUUUGUUGAUUUUUUUUGCAAUCCUGACCGAUUGAGGAACCAGGUCAGAGAACUGACUGCACGAGUCAGGGCUUUGCAAGCCUCAUAAUCUAUUCUUUGUAAACCAAUGUAUGUUUGUAGGGUUUAUAACAUCCUUUCUGCGACUACCUGAGUUCUUGUCUUCAAUCCGUAAACUAUACUCAUAGAUGUUGAUGUUUUCUGUGAAUGGAGUGCCAGUGUGCCAAUUUGUUUAUACUUUGUGCUGGUGUUGCACCAUCUUUUCUUUGUCCUAUUUGGUCUGUUUGCUACCAGAUGUAGAAUUUUAUACAGAAAAAUGAUGUGUUGAACUCCACGUUUUGACACUCCUUUAUAAUCCUUGCAUUUUGUCAUGAGUUACUCGUGCUGGAUGGAACCAUGAAUGGAGAGGAGUCAGAAGCAACAAUUUCUACGAAGGAUUUGGGCAGAGGGGUUAAUAA